Pristis pectinata (smalltooth sawfish) is the source of this 1944-nucleotide messenger RNA. RefSeq names its product hepatic lectin-like. Gene Ontology annotation, cellular component: external side of plasma membrane. The record is from RefSeq and is a predicted model, not a curated record. Bases 2 to 667 code for a protein of 221 amino acids. Gene Ontology annotation, biological process: biological process involved in interspecies interaction between organisms. Gene Ontology annotation, molecular function: carbohydrate binding. The transcript is spliced from 6 exons. Lineage: Eukaryota; Metazoa; Chordata; Chondrichthyes; Rhinopristiformes; Pristidae.
CAUGGAUCGAAAGGACGAUUAUGAAACACCCAGUGAGUUUCACCUCGAUGAACAGAAUGGAGAGAGAUAUCAGCGAGAAGCACUGAAGCCAGAACGUAGUAUCCGAGGAAGGCUCUCCCCUCUCGUCAUCUACACUCUCCUGGGCCUCGCCAUCCUGAUGUCCUUUGUGAUUCUCGGUACUGCGGUUCAUCUGAUUACAGGAAAUUCUGAGGAAGUAAGUGUCUCACUCGCUAAACUUAAGGCUGAACUUGCAGAGCUGACUAAGAAUCUAUCCCAUGGACGGCCUUUCAAUCAAUGGAGACGCUUCAAUCAUAAACUUUAUUACUUCUCAUCAAGUAGACACAGUUGGAAUGAAUCCAUGAAGUUCUGUGCCUCAAUGAAGUCCCAACUUGUGGUCAUUAACAGUAAUCCAGAGCAGGAAUUUAUACAGCGGAAUAUAAAAUGUGGGCAUUGGAUUGGACUCCAUGACACUGUUGUAGAAGGGGUGUGGCGCUGGGUGGACGGCACGGAUUAUGCUACAGGUUUCAAGAACUGGGCAGCUUAUCAACCCAGUAAUAUGGGUUUGGGACUUGGUACGGACUGUGCUUUAGUCACUGGAACUGGAGGGUGGUACGCUUGGCACUGCGAUUCUUGGCAUUAUCCCCUCUGUGAAAAACCAGAAGAUUGAUGCAGCUCUUCAAUUUACAGUUGCUGCACAUUGGGAAGUGAAUCUAUUUUUAAAUGUUCCACGCACAUACAUUGGUAAGCAGCCUUAAACUGGGAUUGGUGGGGUGGGUGUGUGGCCAAAGCUCUCCCUCCCUCCCUCCCUCUCCCCACAGCAACUGUCCUAAACCCACAGCUCACAUGCAGUUUUGUUCCUUUAUCCUAACCCAGAGUGCAAAGACCCACAUGGGGGAACGUUCUCAUUGUUCCUCACUGCGGGGACCCAGAUCCAAUUUUCCAGAAUGUUGCAAAGUGCCAGUGCAGUAUGUAUUCACCAGUGCAUCCACUCUGGGUGUCUCAAACCUGCUGUGCCUUUUGCAAGCAGUGAUAUGUGUGUCGCUCUCCUGUGAGGGGUGGAAUGCCUCCACUGAAAUCAAUUCAAUCACUGGCUCUACCAUGGCAGAAGAAUUGGAAGCAAAUAAUCUUUUUUAUACAAUAUGUUGCGAUCCAGAUAAACUGGCUGAAUGAGCGGUGGAAGUAAUUUCAAAAAUAACAUGCAAAGAAGGUUUGGAGUAACAUCUGAAGUAAAAAAAAUAGAGAGGGGAGCAGGGGGGCGCAUUAAACAGAAAGGGUCAGUGAUGAGCUGACAGAGGCACAAAGGGCCAAACAACGUCCUCCGAGUUGCUUCAUUCUCUGGCUCUUUCACACCUGACCUGAGACACAGAAGCUUCUUGCCUGCCUCCACCUUUGCUCUCACUCCAUCCCUUUCUCCUUCCACUUUCCACGUUUUGUUCUCACUUCAUCUUCUCAUUUACUCGACCUGCACUUGAACAAAUGCUGAAGACACACAGGGAAAUAAUUGCCCUAACCCUCAAUGCCUGCAGGACUAUUGCUGUCACUUAUACUCCCUGCUGUACAUCUGUUAAUGGAACUGAAUAUCAGGAGGUGAAUACAACUGACAGAUGAUUCUCUCCCCUGUCAAACGCUGACAACCCCGUUGAAGAAAUAAUUUAUACUGAGCACUGGGCAAUGCUUUGGCCAUCCUGAAUCUCAUGGCAUUUGUAAUUGUCCAAUCAAGAAUGCAACAAAUCUCCUACAGGUUGCCUGUGCCCUGAAUGUGAACCGUUGUUCUGGUAUGGAGGUGACUACUUGGAACCUGAGAUACCUAUAUUUAAUGACUGGGCCUGUAACUGCAGAAUUGUGAUCCAGGGUUUGCUGUUUUAUAAACUGAUGAAAUCUGCUAUUUGCUUUUGUUUUGUUUCUGCUGACCUAAUUCUCAAUAAACUAGAUUUGUAUUUCAGA